Mustela erminea (ermine) is the source of this 1763-nucleotide messenger RNA. It is a transcript of the gene SLC39A14, whose product is annotated as solute carrier family 39 member 14. Lineage: Eukaryota; Metazoa; Chordata; Mammalia; Carnivora; Mustelidae. The record is from RefSeq and is a predicted model, not a curated record. Gene Ontology annotation, biological process: intracellular zinc ion homeostasis; zinc ion import across plasma membrane. Bases 187 to 1659 code for a protein of 490 amino acids. Gene Ontology annotation, cellular component: membrane. Gene Ontology annotation, molecular function: zinc ion transmembrane transporter activity. The transcript has 9 exons.
CUUAUAGCGGGGCAUGCGCAGCGGUGGCGGGGACGGACGCAGACAGCGGGGCUGGGGCACGCGGGCUCCCUCCGCGGACGCACCGACUCGGGUACCGCCGGCGCGGCGGCUCGCGCGAGGGCCUGGCUUGUGAGGUUGCGCGGAGCACAGGUGGCGUCCUCCCGGGCUUCAGGCUUGUUUGUCACCAUGAAGCUGCUCCACCCAGCCUCCCUCAGCUGCUUCCUGCUGACCUGGGUCAGCUUAUGGAGUUCUGUUCCUAAAGCUCACGCUGUGUCCACGGGAACGCCAGGCAUCAGUGCGGCCUUCUUCCUGCAAGACCUCCUGCAUCGCUACGGAGAGGGUGACACCCUCACCCUGCAGCAGCUCAAGGCCCUGCUCAACCACCUGGAUGUGGGUGUGGGCCGGGACAAUGUCACCCAGCCGGUGCAUGGACAGAGGAACCUCUCGACGUGCUUUAGUUCCGGAGACCUUUUUACUGCCCACAACUUGAACAACCAGUCCCGGAUUGGAAGGAUUGAGUUCCAGGAGUUCUGCCCUACCAUCCUCCAGCAGCUGGAUUCCCGGGCCUGUGCCUCUGAGAACCAGGAGAACGAGGAGGAUGAGCAGACGGAAGAGGGGAAGCCAAGCUCCAUUGAAGUGUGGGGAUAUGGUCUCCUCUGUGUGACCGUCAUCUCCCUCUGCUCCCUCAUGGGGGCCAGCGUGGUGCCCUUCAUGAAGAAGACUUUUUACAAGAGGCUGCUGCUCUACUUCAUAGCUCUGGCGAUUGGAACCCUCUACUCCAACGCCCUCUUCCAGCUCAUCCCCGAGGCAUUUGGCUUCAACCCUCUGGAAGAUUAUUAUGUCUCCAAGUCUGCAGUGGUGUUUGGGGGCUUUUAUCUUUUCUUUUUCACAGAGAAGAUCUUGAAGAUGCUUCUUAAGCAGAAAAAUGAGCAUCAUCACGGACAUAGCCAUUAUGCCUCGGAGACGCUUCCUUCCAAGAAGGACCAGGAGGAGGGGGUGACUGAGAAGCUGCAGAAUGGGGAUCUGGACCACAUGAUUCCUCAGCACUGCAGCAGUGAGCUGGAUGGGAAGGCCCCCGGGAUGGAUGAGAAGGUCAUCGUGGGCUCACUCUCCGUCCAGGACCUGCAGGCUUCCCAGAGUGCCUGUUACUGGCUGAAAGGCGUCCGCUACUCUGAUAUUGGCACUCUGGCCUGGAUGAUCACCCUGAGCGACGGCCUCCACAAUUUCAUUGAUGGCCUGGCUAUUGGCGCCUCCUUCACCGUGUCUGUUUUCCAAGGCAUCAGUACCUCCGUGGCCAUCCUCUGUGAGGAGUUCCCACAUGAGCUAGGAGACUUUGUCAUCCUGCUCAACGCCGGGAUGAGUAUCCAGCAGGCUCUCUUCUUCAACUUCCUUUCUGCCUGCUGCUGUUAUGUGGGUCUGGCCUUUGGCAUCCUGGCUGGCAGCCACUUCUCUGCCAACUGGAUCUUUGCACUGGCUGGAGGGAUGUUCUUGUAUAUUGCUCUGGCUGAUAUGUUCCCUGAGAUGAACGAGGUGUGCCAGGAGGAUGAAAGGAAUGGCAGCGUCUUGGUCCCCUUUGUCAUCCAGAACCUGGGCCUCUUGACUGGCUUCACCAUCAUGCUGCUCCUCACUAUGUAUUCAGGGCAGAUCCAGAUCGGGUAGAGCCCCGCCAGGAGCCAUCGGGAUUGGAAGUUGGCCCUCGGCCGCCCGGUCCCUGGCCCGAGGACUCGGCACCCACGACGCACCUCCGAAGAGGCAGUUGUAUU